Molecule: messenger RNA, 2042 nt
Organism: Pocillopora verrucosa
Lineage: Eukaryota; Metazoa; Cnidaria; Anthozoa; Scleractinia; Pocilloporidae
Source: RefSeq, a predicted model, not a curated record
GUCCAUUCCUAUGACAACGAAUCACACCGUCGACAAACGGGGGCUUUCGAACACAUAAGCAAAGGCUUCAACCUCAGUUUCAUCUCAAUAAUUUUGUAAGUUUUCCGAGAAACAAUUUGAAUCAACAUGCAAAGAGUCCAUAGUAGAAGAUCUGAAGGAAGCGAGGCAGAGGUUGAUGGAUUAGCUGAACAAGAGCUUGCUAAACUUCAGCGUCAAUAUCGAAUAAUCGAAGGAGACAGAAGGGCUUAUAGUGAAGAGACACAGAAUCAAAUACGAAAACAGACGGAAGCCAUUCAGUCCCUUGAAAAAGAAAAUGAAGAGCUGAUGAAAGAUAAUACUUUAGCAGGAAGUUUGCAGAACCAGAGCCAGGAUAGAACAAAUACAGACAAACUAAACAGCCUUUUAAGCAAAGAAGAUGAUAUCAAGUUGCAGCUUGAUGAGGUGAAUGAUGACAUAAAGAGACUUGAUGAUCAGAUACGAGUGAUGGAAAAGAAGACUAAACAGCAAAGAAAAAAUAUGGGAGGUGUACAUAGCAGCCACCUACAGAAUAAGAGGACCCAAAAGUAUAUCAGAGUUCUUGAAAACAGAUUAGACAAGGCCAAAAUAGACUUUAACAGUUGCUUGUCAGAGAACGGUAAGCUCCGUGAAACAUUUGAUCACAUGCGAGUGGAAAAGAAGACUUUUGACACCAUUCGUCUGAAGCUAGAGAAGGAGUUAGCGGAGAAUAAGCAGAAAAUUAUGGAUGGUAUUGAAACAUCCACAGCAGCCUAUGAGGCUCGAGAUGAAGCGCAAGGGAAGAUGAUGGCGCUGAAAGAGAAAGCUGAUAAAGAUCUGGCACAAUACAACACGGAACUAAAGGAGCUUAUGCGUAUCAUUGAGCAUGAUCGCAAGCUGAAAGAUUUCAUGAGGAUUAAAAGCGAAGAGAGAGCUGAAAUGAUGGAAGGCGAAUUGUCAUCUCAGAGGAAGAAAAAAGAUGAAAAGGAAAAAGGCGACAAAGCUGAGGAAACUAUUGAGUCAUACGAGUCAGCUUUCCACACCAUCAAAGAAGCCACUGGUAUUGAGGACAUUGAUCAGUUGGUCAAUAAAUUCAUAGAAGUCGAAGACAAAAAUUUUGCCCUCUUCAACUACGUCAACGAACUCAAUAAUGAAAUCGAGCAGCUGCAAGAACAAAUAAACGAGAAUCAAGCAGAAAUUGAGAAGUUCAAAAGUGAGGAAGUGGAGAUGGCUAGCCAAAGGAAAGCCCUUUUGAAGGGUUUAGAGGAUAACUUGUCAUCAUCCACGGAACAAGCUGAUCAAUAUGACACGCAGUUUAAGCAGAGCAAGAAAAUAAUUGAACAACUAAAAUCAGGGGUGGACUCUUUAUUUAACAAGAUCAACUGUGACCGAAGCGCCAUAACAGACAUGCUUGGAGGAACAUCUGGAGUUACUGAUGCCAAUAUGAUGCAGUUCCUUGGGUUAAUCGAACAAAGAACAAAUGAGCUUCUUCAAGUCCAUGGCUUUGUCUCUUCAAAGGAAACUGAUGGUGAUAGUGAGCCCGCCGUGGCAGUAGGUCUUUUAGGUCAGGGGCCUCAGCCAGGAAUGACUUCAGUGGCGAUUGUUCCGCCUACAACUGGUGAUGAUUACGACUCAGAUGCUUCGUCAGGUUCCGAGGAUGACCAACGACCUCUAACCCAACAAGAACUGAAAUACAAAAUUUUGAAAGGGAUAACCAAGCGCGAGGCUCAUCCUAAAAAGUCGCAGCAUCCGGGAUCAGCUACUUCUGAAAAAUCUCCAUCCAAGAAAAAGAAAGGACAAAAGUGAUGUUUUACAGCUGCUUGUCAUCAUCUCACCCACACCUCCAUUGACAUGUUCAGAGUAUUAUCGCAGAACCCGUAUCCGUAAACGAUGUGCUUCAGAGAUAAUUUGUGAAAAAUGAGAUGGUGUGCAUCAGCACCAAACACUGUAUAUGCUACCCUCUUCCCCACUCCACCCCCAUUGCCUUUGUAGAUACUUGCCUGUCGUGCAUUGUUUGCUAAUAUUAAAGUAUGAGUUGUUUGUUGUGA